AUGCAAUGGUCUGUAGCGGAGUUUGUUGAUCGAACCGUGAGUAUUAAAUGUGAAUCCACAAUUUAUUUAGCGUCUCCAAAAUCGUUCACUUGAUUUGAAUGAGAAAUGAAUGUGUGGUUGUGCGGACGUUAAUGAUAUUUACCAUGAUAGUCUGGAAGACACGUCUAAUAUUUAUCUUGGUUAAGCCAGCUAAAGCUAUUGUUAGCUUGUCGGAAUUGUAUAACCCGUAGACGACAAGCCGCCAUUAUAUUUACUGAGACUGAAGUACGCUGACAAAUAAUUUUAGCAUGUGUAUCAGAUUGAACAUAAAAAAUGUAUAAACAGUUUAGGCUUUCUGAACCGAGAUGUCCCAUACAUGUUGGAAAUGUCUUUUGAACGUAUGCAUUUUUUCGUAUAUUAUAUCAGGUAUUUCUUAGUAUAUCAUUUAUCAUUUAAUCAAUUAUUUUCAAUUGUAUGCAUAUCAUAUGUAAUUGACAUUUAGUCCACAUUGCUGUUUAUCGCGCUGCAGAAGAGAAACUACUUGUUGAUGUCAUUCUGCAGUCCACAGGAGCUGAGCAGCAUUUGGUGGUACUUUGUUCACACACCAUACAAAAUAACUCACAGCAGAGCUUCGGUUUGGUGAUUUGCCUUUUCUAAUUACCACAUGAUUGUUCUCUGUUUUGUCUUUGUUUGUCCACAGGAUGUACUUCAAGGGAAGCCCUCACACUGGAUAAGACUGGAGUCGUCAGUCAAGGUGCCUGUGUACCUUGACAGCAGUGACAACCAGGACCGUCUUUUUAAUUUUUUGUUUUCAGUGCUGCAGAGAACAAACACACAACUGUCCUUCAGUAAUCCCAUCAAGUUCAUCAUGGAUGUUCUUUUUCCAGAGGUAUUUCGAGCCCAGUUCUUUUUGUUUUCCAUCACAGUUUUUUCUUUCAGGUUUUUCAAUUUCAAAUAUUAAUUUACCCAGCAGUGAUUAUUUUCAUUUCCUAUUGUAGUGAAGUGGAAGAAUUCUGUCGGUCAAUUGAAAAGAAAAUGAAGAGGGAAGGAAACCUCUGAAUGGUAUGUAGAGCUGUUACAUACUUCACAAUCUGGGCUUUAAAUAUCUAAGUCAAAUGUCAAACAUUUUAUUUCUAUCAUGUAUCUUUCUUUCAGGACUCAUCCAUCCUGAUAAUUCACAUGAGGCUGCACAAGUCCUGCAACAAAAUCCUCAAUUUGUUAAUAAAAAAAUAUGUUUACUACAAGAUGUGUUGUUUGUUUCUGAAGUGAUUAUGGUAUGUUUUAGACCAAUUUUACAAGGUUCAGCAUGUUUCUAUGAUAUUAGGACAACAUCAUGA
Molecule: messenger RNA, 1316 nt
Organism: Xyrichtys novacula (pearly razorfish)
Lineage: Eukaryota; Metazoa; Chordata; Actinopteri; Labriformes; Labridae
Source: the annotation of a GenBank genome assembly